Molecule: messenger RNA, 1749 nt
Organism: Fundulus heteroclitus (mummichog)
Lineage: Eukaryota; Metazoa; Chordata; Actinopteri; Cyprinodontiformes; Fundulidae
Gene: onecut3a
Product: one cut homeobox 3a
Exons: 2
Coding region: 385-1716 (443 amino acids)
Biological process (GO): regulation of transcription by RNA polymerase II
Cellular component (GO): nucleus
Molecular function (GO): RNA polymerase II cis-regulatory region sequence-specific DNA binding; DNA-binding transcription factor activity, RNA polymerase II-specific
Source: RefSeq, a predicted model, not a curated record
GACUUAACUGGAGCGAGAGGGGCGCGUCGAUAUACACACAGCCGAGCCGAGCAGAGCAGAGCAGCGCUUUGGGUAUAGUGGAAGGUGCUGAAGAGUGAGAGUAAUCCCGGGGCAGGCGCAGACAGACUCCACACACCGAGCGGAGGUGUUUUGGCGGCGCCGGUUUUUUUUUUUUUUUCCUCCUCUCGCCUGUAUGUGUGCGUGUGUGUGGCGAUCUUUUAAAACCAUGCUGGAUUGACCGCAGAGAAAGCAGCUGCAAUCAAUGGCGUGGCUUUGAAAUCGUUGAAAAUUUAUUGGGAAAGGAGUGCGAGACAGGAGCGACAGCCGGGAGAGGGAGAGAGCGGCGAGAGAGAGAGGGGUGGAAAUAAAGAUUCCUUUUCAGCGAUGGAGCUUACAAUGGAGAACAUCGGAAAUCUGCACGGCGUGUCUCACUCCCAUCAGACGGGCGACUUGAUGAACUCCCCGCACGCGCGCCAGUCCACGGCGUCGCAUCGGAACUUGGUGUCGCACGGACGGUCAGCCAUGGUGUCCAGCAUGGCCUCCAUCCUGGAGGGGGCCGGGGACUACCGCACGGACCACGCGCUGUCCGGUCCCCUGCACCCGGCCAUGACCAUGUCCUGCGACUCCGGGAUGAGCCUGAGCAGCACCUACACCACUCUGACGCCGCUGCAGCACCUGCCCCCCAUCUCCACCGUGUCGGAGAAAUUUCACCACCCUCACCCGCAUGCCCACCAUCAUCCGGCGCACCAGAGGCUUGCGGCCGGGAACGUGAGCGGCAGCUUCACCCUGAUGAGGGACGAUCGCAGCCUCGCCUCUAUGAGCAAUCUCUACGGCCACUACCCCAAAGACAUGUCCGGCAUGGGACAGCCCCUGUCCCCGCUCUCCAACGGCCUCGGCUCCCUGCACGGGUCGCAGCAGACCCUGAGCGCAUACGGCCCUGGAGCUCACCUGUCCAACGACAAGAUGCUUUCGUCGGGAGGGUUCGAGUCCCACGCAGCCAUGCUGUCCCGGGGCGAGGAUCACCUGGCUCGAGGUCUCGGGGGCCACGGGGCCGGGCUCAUGACAUCCUUGAACGGCAUCCACCAUCACAGCCAUCCGCACUCUCAGGCAAACGGAUCCAUGCUGUCGGACCGGGACAGGCAGACGGUGGUGGGAGGAGGGCAGGGGGCCGGGUCGGGACAGGUGGAGGAGAUAAACACCAAGGAGGUGGCGCAGCGGAUAACGGCGGAGCUCAAGCGCUACAGCAUUCCGCAGGCCAUCUUCGCGCAGAGGAUCUUGUGCCGGUCCCAGGGAACCCUGUCCGACCUGCUGCGGAACCCUAAACCGUGGAGUAAACUCAAAUCCGGCCGGGAGACGUUCAGGAGGAUGUGGAAGUGGCUGCAGGAGCCCGAGUUCCAGCGGAUGUCAGCGCUCAGGCUUGCAGCCUGCAAGCGCAAAGAACAGGAGCAACACAAGGACCGCAACACGGCGCCCAAGAAACAGCGUCUAGUCUUCACGGACCUGCAGCGCCGCACGCUCAUCGCCAUCUUCAAGGAGAACAAGCGCCCGUCCAAGGAAAUGCAGAUCACCAUCUCCCAGCAGCUCGGCCUGGAGCUCAGCACCGUCAGCAACUUCUUCAUGAACGCCCGCCGCCGCUGCGUGGACCGCUGGCACGACGACCACGGCGCCAGCCCCGGGCAGCCGGGGACCUCCGCCACCACCUUCUCCAAGGCCUGAGAGGAGAAGAAGGAGGAGGGAGGCCUUCAAGAG